UUUCACUCCAACGUCGAUGUCACUUGAAAAGAGCUGCCUGUUUGACCUUUUAGUCAAAGUACUUGGAGACAGAGUGGGAGAGAGAACUGAUUUUACAAGCAGUGACAAAACUUGAUCUAAUCGAGCUGUAUACAUUUCGAGUUAUCUACCCGACAUACGAGACACACCGUUUCAUCAUUACGCUGUGGUGUAAGAUUCUCAUUGUACAUUCAGUUUUUAAUCAUUGAUUGCAAGCCAUAUUCCUGUGUGUGGAAAAUUGAAUAAAAAAAUCUGUUAUCUCCAAAAGUAACAACAAAAUAAUUACACAAUAAGAGGAUAUAUAUUUAGAACAGUUAAAGGUAUCAGAAGUUUACAACAAAGCUUCAACAGAACCAACUCCUAAAAUGACUAAAGAGACAGCUGUUACUCUAACAAGGCUAUCCAGACAGUCAUCACACGAAGAACAAAACGGAUGGAACAAUUCAAAACCUCACGAGAAUGGGACAGAGGCUAACGGAAUGUACACUGCUGGACAGCCCGAUGGCAAAACAUCGCUAGACCGGACAGAUGACCACAAAGAAAAGAAAAAAAAAGGCAGGCUUUGUUGCGGAGGACGUUCAGAGGAAGGAGAGAAAAAAGAGAUUAUAGGAAUACUUGAGCUGUUCCAGUUUGCGACAUGUACUGACAAAUUUCUGAUUGUGAUUGGAACAAUAGGAGCCAUAGCUCUGGGUACAGCAUUCCCUAUUAACAUCUCAACAUUUGGAGAUGUCAUUGAUGUCUUUGUUGAUAACAACAUGAUGAAUAAAACCAAUACAACACAGAUGCUGAACAAAACCACUACACAGCCAAUACAGGAUGCUAUAUUGCCAUAUAUUUAUCAAUUCAUUGGCUUAGGAGUGGGAUCUUUUAUAACAGGAUUUUUUGCUGUCAGUUUUUGGCAAUGGGCAGCAGAAAGACAAGUCACCACGAUGCGGAAACAAUUUUUUAGGGCUGUUUUACGGCAAGACAUUGGUUGGUUUGAUGUACAUGAAGCAGGGGAAAUUAGUUCCAAAUUCUCAGAAGAUAUCAGUAAAAUAUCAGAAGGAAUGGGGGAUAAGAUGGCUAUUUUCCUUCAAUGGGUUACUACAUGGCUGGCUGCUUAUAUUAUGGCCUUUACAAGGUCAUGGAAAUUAACUCUAGCUGUUAUUGCAGUCAGUCCUAUUCUUGUCAUGGUUGGAGCUACAUUUGUUAGAGUGAUGAGAAAUAUGGCAAGUCAAGAAGCCAAAGCCUAUGCAAAAGCUGGUGCAAUUGCUGAGCAAACUCUUAGAGCUAUUAGAACUGUACAAGCUUUUCAGGGUCAAGAAAAAGAAGUUGCAAAAUAUGAUGACAAUUUAUCUACUGCCCUUCAAGUAGCAACCAAAAAAGGAAUAGCUUUAGGUCUUGGGAAUUCAAUGAUCUGGUUUAUAUUGUUGUUGAUGUUUUCUGGAGUUAUGUGGUUUGGCACAUAUCUCCUUCAGGCAGAUGGUUUACAGUCUGGUAAAAUUUUACCUGUUUUCUUUGGUAUCAUGGUGGGUUCAUUUGCCCUUGGUAAUGCCUUCAACAAUCUUGAAAGUUUUUCCAAUGCACGUGGGGCAGCCGUCAGCGUGUUCAAGAUAAUUUCCUUGGUGCCUAAAAUUAAUUCCUUUUCUGAAGAAGGUCUAAAACUACAGAAUCUUAAAGGCCACAUAGAAUUUAAAAAUAUAAAGUUUUCUUAUCCAGCACGACCUGAUGUCCAGAUUCUCAAAGAUCUGAACAUCAAAAUAGAGCCAGGAAAAAAAAUUGCUUUGGUUGGUCCUAGUGGUUGUGGAAAAUCUACUACAGUGCAGCUCUUGCAAAGAUUUUACGAUCCAACUGAAGGAACUGUUUUGAUUGAUGGUACAGACAUAAGAAAGUUUAAUGUAAAGUGGAUGCGUUCAAACAUAGGAGUAGUUAGCCAGGAGCCAUCACUUUUUGAUGCUUCCAUUGAGGAGAAUAUUAGAUUUGGGAAGAUGGACGCAACUUUAGCGGAAAUACAGGCUGCUGCCAAAAAGGCCAAUGCUCAUGAUUUCAUCAUGCAGCUUCCUGAGGGCUACAAAACUAAUGUUGGUGAAAGAGGAGCCCAACUCAGUGGAGGACAGAAACAAAGAAUUUCUAUUGCUAGAGCCUUAGUCAGAAACCCCAAAAUUUUACUUCUUGAUGAAGCAACAUCAGCUCUGGAUCAGGAAAGUGAGGCAGUCGUCCAAGAUGCUUUAGAAGCUGCAGGAGAAGGAAGAACUACCAUCACCAUUGCACACAGACUCUCUACAAUUCAAAAUGCUGAUGAGAUCAUUGCUAUUAGUGAAGGAGAAGUGAUUGAAAGAGGGACACACCAGGAACUAAUGGAAAAGAAAGGAUUGUAUUUUCAGCUUGUGGAGAUCCAGUCACAAAUAAAAAAAGAAGCUGAAAUGAUGACAAAAGUGGAAAUUAAGGUAACCCCACAAAAAGAAGAUAUGGAAGAUGUAGAGAUUAUUGAAGAAGAUGAAUUAGAUACUAAAGAAUCAGCCAAUCAGGAACUUUUAAGGAGAUCUUUCAGCAGAAUAUCUGGAAAAGAGAUCAAAGAAAAAAAUCUGGUAGCCAGAGCGAGUUUUAAUAAAGGAAAGAAAUCUAAACAGAAAAACAACAAAGUAAAUCCUGAAAAUGAAGAGGGAAAUGCAAGCAUCAAAGAGUUAAUGCGAUACAAUGCUCCAGAAUGGCCUCUAAUUUUGUUUGGAUGUGUUGGAUCAAUGCUAGCAGGAGUUGUUCACCCUGCAUUCACUUUUAUUCUCAGUGAAUUUAUAAAGCUUUUUGGAAUUAAAGAUCAUAAUGAGCAGUGGGAGAAAGUUCAUGUUCUAGGUGGGGCUGUUAUUGGUGUUGCAUGUGUCUCAGCUGUUGUGCGAAUGUUGCAGGGUUAUUGUUUUAGCAAGUCAGGGGCUUUCCUCACAGCUCGCCUUCGAAAAUUGACAUUUGCUUCAAUGAUCAAUCAGGACAUGGACUAUUUUGACAUGCCUAAUAACCAAGUUGGAGCUCUGUCAACAAAACUUUCUGGUGAUGCAGCUUUAGUUCAAGGGGCAACAGGCUCAAAAAUAGGUCAGAUGCUUGAAUCCAUUUCUACAAUAACUGCUGCUCUUGUCAUUGCUUUCAUCUAUGGCUGGAAACUCACAUUGGUGGUUUUAUCUUUCAUGCCAUUGAUGAUUAUUGGUGGUAUCAUUCAGGGGCGUGCGAUUGCUGGUGCUAAUAAUUCUGAAAAGAAACAAAUUCAACAAGCUGGAAAAAUAUGCUCAGAAGUGGUUGAUUCAAUCAGAACAGUUGUCUCAUUAGGAAGGGAGGAUUAUUUCUUAAAGAGAUUUGAUGAUCUAAUUGACAGUACAGAAAAAGCAAGCAGAAAUAUGUCUUUGAUCUAUGGACUAACAUAUGCAAUUGCCAACUGCAUUAUAUUUUUUGCUUAUGCCGUGGCCUUUUACUAUGGAUCUGUUUUAGUGAAUGAUGGAGAGAUGGAAUUUUUUGAAGUUUUCAGGGUAUUUUCUGCAAUCAUAUUUGGUGGUAUGACUAUUGGACGCCAAUCUUCAUUUGGUGCAGACUUUACUAAAGCUAAGGUUGCUGGUGCUCGAAUCAUUGCUUUGAUAAAUAGGAAACCCAAAAUAGAUGUUCGCAACACUGAUGGAAUUAAGAUGGAUUCCUUCACUGGCCAUUUUACUUUUGCCAAUGUUUCAUACAAUUACCCCAGCCGACCAAAUGCUAAAGUAUUGAAUGGUUUAAAUCUAGAGAUUCAGCCUGGAGAGACAGUUGCUUUUGUGGGUGCCAGUGGUUGUGGUAAAAGUACAUCUGUACAGUUGAUUGAACGUUUCUAUGAUGUUAUAUUAGGAAAUCUGCUAAUUGAUGGAAAUGACAUACGCACUUUGAACUUGAAGUGGUACAGAAGUCAGCUGGGUAUAGUAUCCCAGGAACCAACUUUGUUUGAUUGCAGCAUUGCAGAGAACAUUGCUUAUGGAGACAACUCAAGAAUUGUGCCAAUGUCAGACAUAAUGCAAGCUGCUAAGGAUGCUAACAUUCAUAAUUUUAUUGCUAGCUUACCACAGGGCUAUGAAACAAGUGUUGGAGAAAAAGGGGCACAACUCAGCGGUGGACAAAAACAAAGAAUAGCUAUUGCAAGGGCUUUGGUGAGACGUCCAAAAGUAUUGUUACUAGAUGAAGCAACAUCAGCUCUAGACUCAGAAAGUGAAAAAAUUGUUCAAGAAGCAUUGGACAAAGCUUGUAAAGACAGAACCUGCAUCACAAUAGCCCAUAGGUUGUCAACUAUUCAGAACUCAGAUAAAAUAGCUGUAAUUAGUAAAGGCAGAAUAGUCGAAAUAGGAAGUCAUAGCCAGCUUUUGUCCACUAAAGGGGCAUAUUACAGACUCUUAACUGCACAAAGCAGAGCUCACAAGUAAAUUUUUCUGAAAAUGAAUUUUUUGAAUCUCGUUUUCUGUCAGUAUAUAUUGUUGACCAAAAUCAUCAAUUUAAUAUCUAUGCAUUUUGAUGUCAAGACAUAAUUUGCUAAACUUAUACACAUACAUCAUGUAUUACUUUUAACAUGACGAUUCUGUACAUCAAAACUGUACAAGUACACAUGUUCUUUCAAUAUAUUUAGUUUUAUUUAUAAUGAAUGUAGCUUUAACGGCCAUUUUUUACUUACUGUAUUUAUAAAUAUAUAUGUAUUAGUCAUUUUAAGGAACAAAAUAGAAGACUGAUUGAAUUAUGAUUUUCUAGUGUAUUUUAAAAAUUGUGCAAUUUAGAUUAUGUUAUGUAAAUAUAUUGAGCUUUGUAUACAUAUCAGUGCUGUCAAGGUGGCCCAAAAGUAGAGGUUUACAGUUAUUAAAAUACCUUCUAUAAGGUUAAAGUUACUUGCUUAAUAACACCAUGAUAUAUUUGAUAUAUAUUUAAUAUUGUAAUAUUGAAGGUGGAUAUUUUGAGCCUCUGAGAGGUUAAUUGUUUAUGUUAAUGUUAACAGGUAUAAUGAAUUUUCUGCUUAACUUAUCUUAUAUAAUACAGACAUUUCUUCCUGCUUUUAAAAAAAUGUCUAUGUAUUAACUGUAAAUCUACUUUUAGGCCACCCUGUAGAUGCAUUGUUAAAACAUAUACAUACUUGUUAUAGUUUCAUAAUUAUUUAUUUGUGGAUAUCAGUAUUUGAAAAAUCAUCUGUAGUAAUAUUGUAAAUUUAAAUCUUUUAAAAAAAUAUCUUUUUUUUUUAUUGCUGAUUUUAUUUUAUUUAGUCCUGAUUUUGAAUCUCAUUUUUUCAACAAAUGAUUUUUUUUUUUAGAAAUAUUAAAUAUUUUUCAUUGACCUUUUUUCUAAAGCCAAACCAAUAUGAUAUCUUUGCAGCCUAAUUUAACUAUUGAUGAGAAACUAGUGUUAUUCUUCAGUGUGAAUAUUUUAAACUAUAUUUUAAACGAAUAAAAAAAUUUAGAAUUAUUUUAAAUAAAAAUUAAUUUAUUAAAUAUUAUUUUUACACAUUUUAAAAUAAAUAUUAGUAGAUGUUACAGCUUGUAUUUUGUUUCUCUAAAAAAAUAACAGAAGUAUUUUCUGCCA
Molecule: messenger RNA, 5559 nt
Organism: Biomphalaria glabrata
Lineage: Eukaryota; Metazoa; Mollusca; Gastropoda; Planorbidae
Product: ATP-dependent translocase ABCB1-like
Exons: 27
Coding region: 384-4421 (1345 amino acids)
Biological process (GO): transmembrane transport
Cellular component (GO): membrane
Molecular function (GO): ATP hydrolysis activity; ATP binding; ABC-type transporter activity
Source: RefSeq, a predicted model, not a curated record